Fraxinus pennsylvanica is the source of this 804-nucleotide messenger RNA. Lineage: Eukaryota; Viridiplantae; Streptophyta; Magnoliopsida; Lamiales; Oleaceae. The record is from the annotation of a GenBank genome assembly.
AUGACUACAGUGAAAAUGAGGAAUUGGGGUUGUGAUUGGGUACCAAGAAGGAAUGCUUAUGGCUUGCUAGUAAAAUUGGCUUUUCGAGUGGGUUUGGCAUUUGCGAAGGAAAAAGUUUCGAGCCACUCGUUUUCACAUUCUAAUCCAGAUCACAAAUUAGGGCUUUGUGGCGAAGAACAAGAGAACAAUAACACCAUCGAAAUGGCAACUCUAGGAGGCUUGCGCGAUUCCAGUACCCAGAACAGCCUUGAGAUCGAUACCCUUGCGCGAUUUGCCGUUGAUGAGCAUAACAAAAAAGAGAAUGCAUUGCUCGAGUUGGCGAGGGUCGUAAAGGCACAAGAACAAGUUGUUGCUGGUACUUUGCAUCAUCUUACACUUGAGGUCAUUGAAUCUGGAAAGAAGAAACUUUAUGAAGCGAAGGUUUGGGUAAAGCCAUGGAUGAACUUUAAGGAGCUACAAGAAUUCAAGCAUGUCGGAGAUGUUCCUUCCUUUACCUCCUCUGAUCUGGGUGUUAAAAAAGAUGAGCAAGGCUCAGGAUGGAGAUCAGUGCCAGUGCAUGAUCCUGUUGUUCAGGAUGCUGCACAUCAUGCUGUUAAGACAAUCCAGGAGAGAUCUAACUCUUUAUUUCCUUAUGAACUUACAGAGAUAGUUCAUGCAAAGGCUGAGGUUAUUGAGGAGUCUGCCAAGUUCGAUAUGCUUCUGAAGGUCAACCGAGGAGGAAAAGAAGAGAAAUUCAAGGUCGAGGUGCACAAGAAUAAGGAAGGUGGUUUCCACUUGAAUCAGAUGGAGUCAGAUAAAAACUAA